ACCACACACAUAAAUCCAAUAAAAGGUGGCACGUUCCUCCGUUGUAAGGAAAGCUUCCCAGGAGCAACAGGGUUAUGAGACCAUCACUGCGAAGGACACGCUGAAGAAGAAGAAGAAGAAGAAAAGGAUCCUGCAGAAUGACCAAAUCGUACAGCGAGAGCGGGCUGAUGGGGGAGCCCCAGCCGCAGGGUCCCCCCAGCUGGACGGACGACUGCCUCAGCUCCCAGGACGAGGAGCACGAUGCGGAGAAGAAAGAGGGCGAUCUGGAAGCUAUGCACGCCGAAGCCGAGGUGGAUUCGCUGAGGAACGGCGAGGAUGAGGAAGAGGAUGAGGAAGAGGACGACCUCGAAGAAGAGGAGGAGGAGGAAGAGGAGGAGGAGGAGGAAGAAGAAGACGACGAUCAGAAGCCCAAGAGGCGCGGUCCCAAGAAGAAGAAGAUGACCAAGGCCCGCUUGGAGAGGUUCAAGCUGCGGCGCAUGAAGGCCAACGCCCGCGAGCGGAACCGCAUGCACGGGCUCAACGCAGCUCUGGACAACUUGCGGAAGGUGGUGCCUUGCUAUUCCAAGACGCAGAAGCUGUCCAAGAUCGAGACGCUGCGCCUGGCCAAGAACUACAUCUGGGCCCUCUCGGAGAUCCUGCGCUCGGGCAAGAGCCCCGACCUAGUCUCUUUCGUGCAGACGCUCUGCAAAGGCCUAUCCCAGCCUACCACCAACCUAGUGGCCGGCUGCCUGCAGCUCAAUCCUAGGACUUUCCUGCCCGAGCAGAGCCAGGACCUGCCUCCGCACAUGCAACCGCCCAGCGCUUCCUUCCCGGUGCACCCUUACGCCUACCAGUCACCGGGGCUGCCUAGCCCGCCUUACGGCACCAUGGACAGCUCCCACCUGUUCCACGUGAAAGCGCCGCACUCCUACGGCGCUGCGCUGGAGCCUUUCUUCGAGAGCGCGCUGGCCGAGUGCGCCAGCCCUUCCUUCGAUGGGCCCCUCAGCCCGCCGCUCAGCGUCAACGGGAACUUCUCUUUCAAACACGAACCUUCCGGAGAGUUUGAGAAAAAUUAUGCCUUCACCAUGCACUACCCCGCCGCUGCCGGCCUGGCGGGGGGCCCGGGCCACGGAUCGCUCUUCUCCUGCUCUGCCUCUCGCUGCGAGAUCCCCAUCGACAACCUCCUGCCCUACGAGAGCCAUGCCCACCACGAGAGGGUCAUGAGUGCCCAGCUCAAUGCCAUCUUUCAUGACUGAGCCUUUCCAGAAGCGUCGGGGCAGAGGAGCUAAGGGGCAUCGAGGGGCUGCCUUGCUUAGGAAGGGGGACCCCCACAACACAGACACCCACCCACCCUAGGGUUCCAAGUGCAAAAAGAAGGGAAGGGGCAAAGGGGGGAACUUCCAAACGCCAGAGUCAUCUAUAUAAAUAUAUGGGGAAGCUACAUUUUUCCUGGUCCCCCUUCUGUAAAUCCCACCUCCCUCCGCUAAGCUUCCCCACCCCGCACGGUCCCGAAUGUAAAUCUGCACUAUCAAUUUAGUGUAGAAGAAAGUCAGCCAGUCUCCCCACUGAUCUGAUGGGGACAAAAAAAAAUCACAAGCAAUAAUUAGGAUCUAUGCAAUUCUUAUUAAUUAUUUUUUUUGGUUUUUGAAACUAGACGUGGGCCAGUUUAAAAAAAAAUCGAAAAAAGUAUAUAUAAAAAGUAUAUUUUUCAACCAGCAUUUUUCCUACUUGCUACCUUUUCCCAUGCCGAAUUAUUUUGUUGUGGUUUUGUACAGAAUUUUUAAUAACUUUUGAUAAACUAUUUUAAACCAUGCAGCUUCAUCGAUUUUUAUACGUAUUGGAAACAAAGUAGAAUUAUAUCUAAUUUAUACGAAAUAAUUUAAGUAAUUUAAACCAGCAGAAAAGUGCUUAGAAGAGGUGUGGGGGAGGGGUGGAGAUGUUCUGUUGCCUUAGCACCUCCCCGCUCCGUUCAUUUUCCUUUCACGUUCUUUACACACACAAAUGCACCGCGCCAGCAAAGUCUUUCCCAUUAAAAUUUCGUUUCUUUGCAGUAAGAACCAGAUUCCUACAGGGUUUUUGGAUUUUUUUGAAAAAAAUGGAAGAAGCAAAAUAUGUAUUUCCUAUUGGAACAUAUCACCCCAACGGAAGGUUUGCAAAACCUUGUGUGCGGAUAGAGACACCCUCCCACCCGCCACACACUCAUGUUUUCAUAAGGAAAUGCCAAGUCCUCUCUUUUUCCCCCGAAUCAAAAGCUGCUUGACUAUCACAUUCAAUUUGCACUGUUUCUUUUUAAUCUUUGGCGUCCCCUUCCCUUCUCCUCACGUGAUUUUGAAGAGAACAGAGAUAACUUGAAAACACUUAAUGUUUCCAGGCAAUGAUAAAUGCAUGAUAUAUAUAUAUAUUUUUAAAUAUAUACAUAGUCACAUGAAUCGGUGGUUUGUCAUAUUUCCGUCCAGGAGUCGAAAAGCCAAUCAGGUUCACGAUGGCAUAGCUGCCAAGUUAUCCCUUUUUUAAAGGGAUUUUCCCUUAUGCUGAAUAGGCUUCCUCGCAAGAAAAGGGAAAACUUGGCAGCUAUGCGAUGGUUAGGGUUGUUAUAUAAUAUGCUGGUGGAUUGUAGUCAGUAGUUUCAAACCCAUUCGAACCAUUUGACUUCGUAAUUAGAACAAUAUAGUUAUUAUGCAUGUACAAUGCAAUCCGCAAUAAGUGCUGUCUGAAAUGUAACGCUGGUUCAACCGAAAUCAAUCUGUACUGUAAUUUUGUUCGUAAUCCUGUAUAUGACUAUGUAAUACACAUUUGGGAAUUUAGGAAGCACACCUUUGGAACGUGAUAGUAAGGAGACGUCCGUCAAAUGUUGCAUUUCUCCUUUAAGUAUGAUUCCCCCCUCCCUUCCCCCUUCUUAGUGUGAGCAAUUCCUAUGGGAUUAUUGUAAUAGUUCCUUAAAAAAAGGUGCAACCUUUACUAAUUUGUACAAUAAACGGAAGUUUAAGAAAAACAAACAAACCAAGGUGCAGUCCAAUAGCAUCCUGGCAGCGGGUGGGAGGUGGCAGGAACGCAUAGCUAGCGAGUAAGGUUCUCUCGGAAAUCUGAUCGGGAAGCCAAGGCGAGUUUGUACUGUAUUCAAAAGCUCACGGUAGCAACCGCUCACCAGGCCAAGCCCCUACGUAGCUGUCCAGCUCUGCGGUCCUGAAAUGCCACAGGGAGAGACUGCAACAUUCGGCCAGCAAAGCAAACUCCACAGCGUCCAGUGAUCAAUUUGUAGAGAUGCGCUGCUGCUGCUCUGGACCAAACAGAAAGCCAUGCCCUCUGACCUGUAAGCGCUUUGUAGGCCCCCAAAGAUGGAGAAGGGGAGCUGGCAAUAGUUAUUCGGUGGAGAGGGGGAAAGCUCUGCAGAGCACUGAAUGUAUGGCAUUGAGACAGGUUCUGGGAAUCUUAAGCCUUGGGUGUGCUACUGCAUCUGAAAGUAAACUGAAA
Zootoca vivipara (common lizard) is the source of this 3450-nucleotide messenger RNA. RefSeq names its product neuronal differentiation 1 (gene NEUROD1). Gene Ontology annotation, biological process: axon development; nervous system development; sensory organ development. The record is from RefSeq and is a predicted model, not a curated record. Gene Ontology annotation, molecular function: E-box binding; DNA-binding transcription factor activity, RNA polymerase II-specific; protein dimerization activity. NCBI's taxonomy places the organism in Eukaryota, Metazoa, Chordata, Lepidosauria, Squamata, Lacertidae. Gene Ontology annotation, cellular component: nucleus.